AUGGAGGUGGAGGCGGCGGCGGCGGCGCCUACGGUGGCGGGGAUGGAUUUCUUGGCUUCUCCGAGGUUCGACCCGGAUAAGCUGGAGUCUCCCCCGCUGGUGGAGGGAAGCGGCGGCGAGAAUGGCGCCGCCACCAAGCUGCAGAAGGUCUACCGCAGCUACCGGACCCGCCGGAAGCUCGCCGACUCCGCCGUCGUCGUCGAGGAGCUCUGUGUCUUGCAGCAAGAGCGUGAGAACUAUGAAUACAUAAUUAAUGAGGGAAAGAUUAUCCAUAAACAGUCUGGACAACCACUUGAUACAAGCCAGAAUCCUAAAGGGACUAAAUGGAUUUUUGUUAUGAGCACAGCAAAAAGACUCUAUGCUGGGAAGAAAGAGAGAGGUGUAUUCCAGCAUUCCAGCUUUUUAGCAGGAGGCACUACCAUAGCUGCUGGAAGAUUUACAGCAGAAAAUGGAAUUAUCAAGUCCAUCUGGGCCUAUAGUGGUCACUACAAACCAAGCGCAGAGAACCUCAGCAAUUUCAUGAACUUCCUUGAAGAGAAUGGAGUUGAUCUCAAAGAAGUUGAGGUGCGCUCAUCCACCAGAGAAGACUACAAUGAAGAUCCAGUGCUUGAUGGUUCACAGAACCUUACUGCUGAAUCCAUGGGAUCAGUUCCUCCAGAAGUGAUCUCCAUUCCAAGCAUGACCGAAUGCGAUGAAGGCGAGAAUGCUACUGCAGAACAAGCCAAGCCAACCUACCGAAGAACCUUGUCAGGUGGUCUUCAAAGCCCCAGAGCCACUGUCAGAUGUAGGCAUGAUCUGCUAAAUCUCAAUACAGAUCAAACUGUGACCUGCACUUGUCGAUGGAAGGUGUGGGAGCAGGGCAUGGCCCUGAGCCUGUCCUCUGCCACGAAAUCCUGCAGGCACACGGCGCACUCCGCCGGCAUCCUGAUCCCCGCGUCCUGCAGGCCCAGGAUGGCGUCGCUGGAGGCGGCGACUCGAGCACCAUUGACGCUGCGGUUGGAUUCAGGAGAAUCAGGACGGGAGGUCAGGUAG
This is a messenger RNA of Miscanthus lutarioriparius, 1032 nucleotides long. The record is from the annotation of a GenBank genome assembly. Lineage: Eukaryota; Viridiplantae; Streptophyta; Magnoliopsida; Poales; Poaceae.